Messenger RNA from Torulaspora globosa, 426 nucleotides. It is a transcript of the gene RPS15, whose product is annotated as 40S ribosomal protein uS19. The record is from RefSeq and is a predicted model, not a curated record. Gene Ontology annotation, cellular component: cytosolic small ribosomal subunit; ribosome. The transcript has a single exon. Gene Ontology annotation, molecular function: structural constituent of ribosome; RNA binding. The coding region runs from base 1 to 426 and encodes 141 amino acids. NCBI's taxonomy places the organism in Eukaryota, Fungi, Ascomycota, Saccharomycetes, Saccharomycetales, Saccharomycetaceae. Gene Ontology annotation, biological process: ribosomal small subunit assembly; translation.
AUGUCCACUGCUCCAGCAAAGAAGAGAACUUUCAAGACUUACUCUUACAGAGGUGUCGAUUUGGAACAACUGUUGGGUAUGUCCAAUGAGGAAUUCGUCAAGUUGGCCCCAGCAAGAAUCAGAAGAAGAUUUGCUCGUGGUUUGGGUCACAAGCCAGCUGGUUUCAUGAAGAAAUUGAGAGCCGCUAAGUUGGCUGCUCCAGAGAACGAAAAGCCAGCUGUUGUCAGAACCCACAUGAGAAACAUGAUUAUCUUCCCAGAAAUGAUCGGUUCCGUGGUUGGUGUCUACAACGGUAAGGCGUUCAACCAGGUUGAAAUCAGACCUGAAAUGGUUGGCCACUACUUGGGUGAAUUUUCGAUCACCUACACUCCAGUCAGACACGGUAGAGCUGGUGCCACCACUUCCCGUUUCAUGCCAUUGAAAUAA